Molecule: messenger RNA, 2280 nt
Organism: Ceratotherium simum simum (southern white rhinoceros)
Lineage: Eukaryota; Metazoa; Chordata; Mammalia; Perissodactyla; Rhinocerotidae
Gene: ADAM7
Product: ADAM metallopeptidase domain 7
Biological process (GO): proteolysis
Cellular component (GO): plasma membrane
Molecular function (GO): metalloendopeptidase activity
Source: RefSeq, a predicted model, not a curated record
GCCCCUCUUCUGCCAGAGUCAUUCAGAAUGUUUCCUGAGAGUAUAUUUUUCACAGUUUUACUCAUUUCUCAGAUUAAAGAAAAGGUAAUCCUUGGAGUAGAGGGUCAAGAACUGGUUUAUCCUAAAAGGCUUCCUGUGAUACAGAAGCGAGAUGUUUGGCACACCCAUGAUUAUGACAUACAGGAAACUUAUGAAGAAGAAUUGUUGUAUGAAAUAAGGCUAAAUAGAAAAACCUUAAUACUUCACCUUUUAAAAUCAAGGGAGUUCCUGGCCUCACAUUACAGUGAAACAUACUACUCCACAAAGGGAGAGGAGAUCACCAGACAUCCUCAGAUUAUGGAUCACUGUUUUUACCAAGGAUCCAUCAUACAUGAAUUAGAUUCUGCUGCCAGUAUGAGCACGUGUAAUGGUCUGAGGGGGUUCUUCAGGGUAUAUGACCAAAGGUACCUCAUUGAACCAAUAAAAUACACAGAUGAGGGAGAACAUUUGGUGUUCAAAUAUAACCCAAAGACACAGUACGCUGCCAACUAUUCUUGUACAGAGCUCAAUUUUACCAGGACAACUGUUCCAAAGGAUAAUACUAAUUCUAUGGAAGACUCCAAAAUGGAAAGCAUCCAUAAAGAAAAGUAUGUUGAACUGUUCAUUGUCGCUGAUGAUAAUGUGUAUCGCAGGAAUAAUCAUCCUCACAUUAAACUAAGGAACCGAAUUUGGGGAAUGGUCAAUUUUGUCAACAUGAUUUAUAAAACCUUGGACAUUCAUGUGACGUUGGUUGGCCUGGAGAUGUGGACAAAUGGAGAUAAAAUAGAAGUAGAUUCAAAUAUAGAAAAUACCUUAUUGCGUUUUUCAGCUUGGCAAGAAAUAAUCCUUAAAAAAAGGAAGAAUUUUGAUCAUGUUGUAUUACUCAGUGGGAAGUGGCUCUACACACAUGCGCAAGGAACUUCUUAUCCAGGGGGCAUGUGCCUACCCUAUUAUUCCUCCAGCAUCGUUAAGGAUCUUUUACCUGACCUAAAUGUAGUUGCAAGCAGAAUGGCACAUCAGCUGGGGCAUAACCUUGGGAUGCAGCACGAUGACUACCCGUGUACCUGUACUUUGGCAAGAUGCGUGAUGGAUAGUGGUAUAAGCGUUCCUGCACUGAAAUUCAGUAAAUGCAGCAGAAGCCAGUACCUGCAAUACCUGAAGGACCAUAAGCCAACGUGCAUGUUCAAUAUUCCACUUUCUGAUAAGUUAAGUGAUUUCCCAUAUUGUGGAAACAAGAUGCUGGAUGAGGGAGAAGAGUGUGAUUGUGGCCCUGUUCAGGAGUGCACUAAUCCUUGCUGUGAUGCAGACAAAUGCUUGUUGAAGCCAGGAUUUAGUUGUGCAGAAGGAGAAUGCUGUGAAUCUUGUCAGAUGAAAAAAGCAGGGUCUGUAUGCAGACCAGCAAAAGAUGAAUGUGAUUUUCCUGAACUGUGUACUGGCCACUCUUCUGGGUGUCCUAAGGACCAAUUUCAAGUAAACGGAUUUCCUUGCAAGAAUGAAAAAGGCUACUGCUUCAUGGGGAAAUGUCCCACGCGGGAUGAUCAGUGCUCUGAAUUGUUUGAUGAUGAGUCAAAAGACAGUCCUGAUAUCUGCUACACGAUGAAUAAAAAAGGAAAUAAAUUUGGAUACUGCAAAAACAAGGAAAAUGGAUUAAUACCCUGUGAAGAGAAAGAUAUCAAAUGCGGCAAGAUAUACUGCACUGGAGGGAAGCACUCAUCUCUCCUUGGAGAAGAAAAGAUCUAUCACCUUAGAAAAGCUCCAAAGCAGAAUGUCACCGCUGAAUGCAAAACCUUUUUUUUAUAUCACAAUUCUAAAGAUUUUGGCCUCGUUGCUCCUGGAACAAAAUGUGGAGAUGAAAUGGUGUGCAGCAGUGGUGAAUGUGUGAAUAUUGAAAAGGUCUACAAUUCAACCAAUUGCUCCUCUCAGUGCAACGAAAAUGCUGUGGAUGGCAGUGAACUUGAGUGCCAGUGUGAGGAAGAACGGGCACUUGUGGACUGGGAAGAAACCUUAAAUAUUACCAAUGUCUCCAUCCUGGUUGUUGUGCUUGUCCUUGUUGCUAUCAGUGUUGGGGUGGUCACAGUAUUAAUUCGCUACCAAAAAUGUAUUAAGUUGAAGCAAGUUCAGAGUGCACCUGGAGAUACACUGGGGGUGGAGAACAAAGGAUACCUUGGUGAUGAUCCGCAGACAAGUACUGAGACAAUCUUAACUGGUAUUCAACCCCUACAUGUAAGAAAAUUUCACUUGCAAUAGUCAACUAAUUGAUUA